This is a messenger RNA of Gallus gallus (chicken), 2328 nucleotides long. It is a transcript of the gene PUS10, whose product is annotated as pseudouridylate synthase 10. The coding region runs from base 9 to 1970 and encodes 653 amino acids. Gene Ontology annotation, biological process: tRNA pseudouridine synthesis. The transcript has 18 exons. The record is from RefSeq and is a predicted model, not a curated record. Gene Ontology annotation, molecular function: RNA binding; pseudouridine synthase activity. Lineage: Eukaryota; Metazoa; Chordata; Aves; Galliformes; Phasianidae.
CCCGCCGGAUGCGGAGAGACCCGGGCUUAGAGCACACACUCACUGGAAGGCGGGCGCCACGCUGCCCACUAAUCGCCGGUUCUCCCAGGGCUUGGGAGGUGGCGGCUGCGAAGCCAUCUCUACCUCGCUGCAGCCCUGUUCUAGCCCCGGCCCGCCCCGACCCGCCGAGCUCCCCCGCCCGCCCCCAGCAGGCCGGCCGCCUCAGCACCGAGCGAUCGAGCCGGCGGCCUUCCGGCACCGCUUUCUGUGUUCCGCUCUCCGCCCCUAUCGACGCGCUCCGCCCCGCGCCUCACUGGCUGUGCCGCUCCUGUCGCCUGCUUGGCGCGGCCCGGAGCGGAGCGUCGGGUUUGCGUGAGGGCUGCGCGGUGUGCCGUGCGUCGGCCUACUGCUUUGUGUGGGGUUACGGGAUUCCCUCGCUCUUCUGGCACCUCGGGUUCUGCCGUGUGGGAUCACAGACGCUUUAUAGACAUCCAUACAAGGAUUUGAUGAAGGAUUUGAAACAAUUCCUGGAAGGUAAUCAAGAAGAGGAAGAUAGAGCUUGCUUUGAUGUAGCUGAUCCACCUUGUAAGCGAUUCAGACAUGGGCACACAGAAGAAGGGGCUGAUGAUCUGAACCAGAAUGGAGUGCUCAGUCAGAUUCCUUUGGCUAAUGAUGGUAAUGCUGAUGUGGAAAACUCAGAUGUGGAGAACUCAGCUGUAGAGGUUUGCAAUGUAUGUUUGGGAAUUCUUCAGGAGUUCUGCGAGAUUGACUUUGUUAAAAAGAUGUGCGAAAAGGUUAAUUCUUCUGACUUUCAGUUCACCAGUUUCGUAUUUUCUGUGUCACUACCACCACAGCUGUCUGUUAGGGAGCAUGCUGCUUGGCUGCUGGUAAAACAGGAAAUGGGAAAACUGGACCUUUCCUUGGCAAAGGAUGACAUUGUUCAGCUGAAAGAAGCUUAUAAGUGGAUUAUUCAUCCCCAGUUGUCAGAGGAGUUGGGUGUUCCCACUGAUGGAAAGAGUUUGUUUGAAGUUAGCGUGGUCUUUGCUCACCCAGAAACAGAUGAGGAGUGCCGUUUCCUAGCCACAGUCUGUCCAGAUUGUUUCAAGCCAGCAAAGAAUAAACAGUCUGUUUUCACUAGAAUGGCAGUUAUAAAAGCCCUAGAGAAGAUAAAAGAAGAGGAUUUUCUCAAGCAUUUUCCAUGUCCCCCAAGUUCACCAAAGAACCUCUGUGUUGCUCUGGAAAUUCAAUGCAAUAAUGGUGCAGUUUUUGUGGCUGGAAGGUACAAUAAAUAUUCAAGGAAUUUACCUCAAACUCCCUGGAUUAUCGAUGGGGAGCGGAAGCUGGAAUCUUCAGUGGAAGAACUGAUUUCAGAGCAUCUAAUGGCAGAAUUCAAAGCAGACAGCUUUAAUUUUUCUUCCUCUGGAAGAGAAGAUGUGGAUGUAAGAACACUAGGCAAUGGAAGGCCUUUUGCAAUUGAGCUUGUGAAUCCUCAUAGAAUACAUUUUACUGCUGAGGAAAUGAAGGGAUUUCAGCAGACAAUUAAUAACUCUUCAGACAAAAUACAGGUCCGAGAUUUACAGCUUGUCACCAGAGAGGCAAUUGGUCGUAUGAAGGAAGGUGAAGAGGAAAAAACAAAGACCUAUAGUGCCUUAAUAUGGACAGACAAAACAAUACAGAAAGAACAUAUUGCAUUUCUAGAUGAUAUCAAGGAAUUAAAACUUGACCAGAAGACACCUCUCCGGGUUCUUCACAGAAGGCCUCUGGCUUUAAGAUGUCGAAUCAUUCACACCAUGAAGUCUCAGUACAUAGAUGAGCAUCACUUUCGCCUACAUCUGAAAACACAAGCAGGAACCUAUAUUAAAGAAUUUGUGCAUGGAGACUUUGGAAGAACAAAGCCAAAUAUUGGCUCCCUGCUGAACAGAACCACUGACAUUCUGGAGUUGGAUGUAGAAUCUGUUGACAUUGACUGGCCGCCAGCCCUGGAGAAUUAGCUUCACAAGUUGGGACGUCACACAACAGCUCCUUGAUCAGCAGCAGUUUACUGAACACUGUACAGUAUUACAACUUGUUUACAAAGUAUUUUUGUUGAACAUUUGGAUCAUGUUGAUCUGCCAAAGGAUAUUGUUCCUUUAAAUCAAUUCACACAGGUAGUGUUCAUUUAAAAAUUUAAAAAUUUUUAAAAAUUUUCAUCUGUGCAUACAAUGAUUUUGGCAAGCUGGUGUAUUAAUAACAAACCCUCUUGUAAAAAUCUGUGAAGAAAAACAAAUGGUGUGCUAAGUUGGUACAACAAAUAUGCUUAAUGCAGUACUGAUUGAAACGUUUGAUUAAAAAUUAAACACUAAAGCCAGA